Camellia sinensis is the source of this 888-nucleotide messenger RNA. The record is from RefSeq and is a predicted model, not a curated record. Lineage: Eukaryota; Viridiplantae; Streptophyta; Magnoliopsida; Ericales; Theaceae.
AUGGAUCCAACUACUCAGACAAACACCCCUUCAGUUUCGAAAUUAAUGGUAGACUCUUUGGCAGCCUUGCAGACACAAGCACAGAGAGGAACUACCACUCGUACCCCUAUCAAGACAGAGGUCACGGCAAAGAAAAGAGAAGAGUCUUCCACUGCUCCUGCUCUAAGUACAGACCUAAGUGAUUGGGAUAUCCCUCUCAGCCAAAUGAAAAAGAAGGAGAUUACUCUUACUGCUGCUGAUGAUGAGGAUCCUUCCACUUCUCCUCAACACAUUCAUCAAAUUCCCAGUCCAAUCAGCAAUGUACCCACAGAACCCACUGUACAACCAACUCCACCACCACCUGAAGCAUCGCAACAAACUCCCUUACAACCUGCUUCACAGUCUUUGCCACAGCAAUCCACACAGUCUGCAUCACAACAUCCUUCCACUUCUCCUCAACACAUUGUCCCUUCUGUCUCUAGCCCUCAACCAUCACCAUCCAACCCCUCCAAUUCCCAAACGUCAAACAAAGAAUCACAGAGGAUUGAAUUUGACAUUUCAAUCAACAGCCAAUCCUCUCCAACAGAUGACAACACAAAAUCCCCUCAACCAGAAGUUCACCACAACCAAGGGAUGGACAUAAUACAGGACUCAUCUCCACGACCAAUGGGCGAGACAGAACUUGAAGGUCCUCAUGACUUUCCCCUGCUAGCAGAACCAGAGAAACACCCUCAAGGCGCUGAUGCUGCCAUCUCAUCAGUACCAGAAACAACUCGUCCUCAUGCGACAACCACAGCUGAACAAGGCCAACCGUCUGCGUGCACGUUAUCAGGACAGGUACUACCAUUUCCAACCUCAUCCUAUUUACUCUUUAUUACUUGCAAGCAUAUAUUCUCACCAAACUAUUAA